UCCUAUUCUCAUCCACGCUUUUUCAGCAUGUUUUCUCCGGAGUUACGAUGAUCAUUGCGACUCCCUGCGAGGCUGUGACUGACCAGGGUUUACAUGUGUAGGAAGGCCAGAAGCAUGCCGGAAUUAUCAUAUUCGAGCACGAUCCAUCGAUGCAUCGUGCAGGGUGCGUGCAGGCAGCCCUAUAAGUUACCUUAUCAAACAUAUAAUGAAAAGUUACAGGGAACUAAAUCUCUACUUCUUACAACAAAUCCCCUUCGCGGCGCAGCUUCACCUUUCAUUUUACACUCUAUUUUCUGCCAACAAUCCCUUUCACUUUAUCUAGCAGAAAUUCUUCGAAUACCUUUCGUGUUUCUAUUAUCAACUCCUGUACGUUUGUUUCCUUCUCUCCGUUGACUCGAUACUGACCUCGUCUUUCUAGUAAGCAACCCACAACGAUGAGCGCCAACGGUCACAGUGUCAACCCCGGUAUCGCCCGUACGAUGACUGGUCUGCUAGAGCGUACCCGUUCACGUCGUACGUUUACCAAAGACAGCUUCACCUCCGCAACCAGCACCCCUUCACCUCCUUCGAAGCCAAAAACCCCUAAAGUCG
Lentinula edodes (shiitake mushroom) is the source of this 591-nucleotide messenger RNA. RefSeq lists its product as uncharacterized. Bases 94 to 393 code for a protein of 99 amino acids. The record is from RefSeq and is a predicted model, not a curated record. The transcript has a single exon. Lineage: Eukaryota; Fungi; Basidiomycota; Agaricomycetes; Agaricales; Omphalotaceae.